GGAGGGAGCGCGGGCGGGCGGCGGCAGCAUGCCCCUCGGCGGGCGCGGGCGGCCUCUGCGCGCGGCGGGCACGGCUGCGGCUCGGACCCCGGCCCCGGGCCGCCCCUGAGCCCCCGCGCCCGCGGCUCUGGGGCUCGGCAGCGAAAUCUCCGAGGCGCCGAGCCGGACGGGGUCCUUUGCGGUCCGCGGGGCGCGGGGCCAUGAGCCCGGCCGCCACCUGACGCACGGGGGGCGCUGCCCGGCGCCGACCGCGCCCCCGAAGUUCCGCGCCCCGGUCUCGCCCAGCUGGGCACCCGCGUCCGGCCCCGGCGGAGGCGGCCUCGGGAGAGCGGUCGGGUGGGGGCCAUGGAGCCGGCGGCGGCGUCCGCGGGCCAAGCCCGGGAGGCAGCCACGAAGCUGUCGGAGGCGGUGGGCGCGGCGCUGCAGGAGCCCCGGCGGCAGCGACGCCUGGUGCUGGUGAUCGUGUGCGUGGCGCUCUUCCUGGACAACAUGCUGUACAUGGUCAUCGUGCCCAUCGUCCCCGAGUACAUCGCUCACAUGCGCGGGGGCAGCGAGAACCCCAUCCUGACCACCGACGCGUGGGUGCCCACCCUGCCGCCGCCGACCGUGGCCAAUGUCAGUGCGGACGCUCUCAACGCCUCCGAGUCCCCGCGCGCCGCGUGGCCGUCCGGCCCGGCGCUGCGGCCGCGCUACCCCACGGAGAGCGAGGACGUGAAGAUCGGGGUGCUGUUCGCCUCCAAAGCCAUCUUGCAACUGCUGGUGAACCCCCUGAGCGGGCCCUUCAUCGACCGCAUGAGCUACGACGUGCCGCUGCUCAUCGGCCUGGGCGUCAUGUUCGCCUCCACCGUGAUGUUCGCCUUCGCCGAGGACUACGCCACGCUCUUCGCGGCGCGCAGCCUGCAGGGCCUGGGCUCGGCCUUCGCGGACACGUCUGGCAUCGCCAUGAUCGCCGACAAGUACCCCGAGGAGCCGGAGCGCAGCCGCGCGCUGGGGGUGGCGCUGGCCUUCAUCAGCUUCGGCAGCCUCGUGGCGCCGCCCUUCGGGGGCAUCCUCUACGAGUUCGCGGGCAAGUGCGUGCCCUUCCUGGUGCUCGCCGCCGUGUCGCUGUUCGACGCGCUGCUGCUGCUGCUGGUGGCCAAGCCCUUCUCGGCCGCGGCGCGGGCGCGGGCCAACCUGCCGGUGGGCACGCCCAUCCACCGCCUCAUGCUGGACCCUUACAUUGCAGUGGUGGCCGGCGCGCUCACCACCUGCAACAUCCCCCUGGCCUUCCUCGAGCCCACGAUCGCCACCUGGAUGAAGCACACGAUGGCGGCGUCCGAGUGGCAGAUGGGCAUGGUCUGGCUGCCGGCCUUCGUGCCGCACGUGCUCGGCGUCUACCUCACCGUGCGUCUGGCGGCGCGCUACCCGCACCUGCAGUGGCUGUACGGGGCCCUGGGGCUGGCGGUGAUCGGCGCCAGCUCCUGCAUGGUGCCUGCGUGCCACUCCUUCGCGCCGCUGGUGGUCUCGCUGUGCGGCCUCUGUUUCGGCAUUGCGCUGGUGGAUACCGCGCUGCUGCCCACGCUCGCCUUCCUCGUGGACGUGCGUCAUGUCUCGGUCUACGGCAGCGUCUAUGCUAUUGCCGACAUCUCCUACUCCGUGGCCUACGCGCUAGGGCCCAUCGUGGCGGGCCACAUCGUGCACUCGCUGGGCUUUGCGCAGCUCAGCCUCGGCAUGGGGCUGGCCAACCUGCUCUACGCGCCCGUCUUGCUGCUACUGCGCAAUGUGGGCCUCCUGACGCGCUCCCGCUCCGAGCGCGACGUGCUGCUUGACGAACCGCCGCAGGGUCUGUACGACGCCGUGCGCCUCCGGGAGCGCAACGUGCAGGGGUCCGACGGCGCGCCUCACAGCCCGCCAGGCCCCUUUGAGGAGUGCGAGGAGGACGACUACGACUACUACACCCGCAGCUAGCACUCCCGCGCCUCCUCCAGCCCCCCGCCCCCCGCCCCCACACUCUCGGGUCCAGGCGACUGCUCUGUGAGCGCACUGGCCGGCUCAGGCUCAGGGCCCACCCCCUCCAGCGAGUACCCCGGGCGCCUCCCCCGUCUUGACCUUCCCUGCCCCGCUCCCCUUUCUCUCCACGAUCUUUGUCUCUUGUCGCUCUCUUUCUCCUCCAGUGGGGCGUGGAGCACCAAGGCGCUCAAGAGAGAUGGGACUCGGUCCGGUUCAGAGAUGAAGAGGCGCCUGCCGCCCCCCCUCGGGCUCCCUGAUGUGAAGGUGUGCACCCCUCCCUGCUCCCGUCUG
Sorex fumeus (smoky shrew) is the source of this 2280-nucleotide messenger RNA. RefSeq names its product solute carrier family 18 member A3 (gene SLC18A3). Gene Ontology annotation, cellular component: terminal bouton; AP-1 adaptor complex; AP-2 adaptor complex. Lineage: Eukaryota; Metazoa; Chordata; Mammalia; Eulipotyphla; Soricidae. The coding region runs from base 346 to 1947 and encodes 533 amino acids. The record is from RefSeq and is a predicted model, not a curated record. Gene Ontology annotation, molecular function: acetylcholine transmembrane transporter activity. The transcript has a single exon. Gene Ontology annotation, biological process: transmembrane transport; chemical synaptic transmission.